CGGGCGGGGGGUGUUGCAUUUAGUAAAACGCACACAAUUCAGGGAUGUGCCCUGAGUAGGGAUUUCUUAUGCAAUGGGCAAGGUCUGACUUUUCCUGAUCUGACUGUUGCUGGAAACAGCUGCAGUGGGGCGGGAUGAGUGGGAGCAGAGUCCAGGCAAAUUUCUUCAGAGGAAGAAAGAUCGGGAGCUAGGGAGCUUCCCGAAGUGCUGGAGCGGUGCGGGACUGGUGCAGAGGCUGAGAUUCGGAUGGAAGUUGAGGCACCAGAGGAAAUUCCGGCAACAUCUGCCCUGGAAUCCCCUCUGCCACAUGACAAACCUUUUGCUCAUCCAGCACCAAAUUCAUUGGCGUCUGCAUUGGACACAAAUAAAAUUUUGAGCACUAAUGGUAACAACACGACUGAAAUUCAAACGGACAGCAGAAUCAACCCAGCGACCGUCACCGACAGUGCAACCACAUCAGGACGUCCACCAUCUCAAACCUUUUCUGCCAGUUUCACAGGAGAAAGCACUUCUCUUCCUGAACCUACAGAGAAGAGAACUAAGAGAUCAGAGACAUCGAGUGGCUCGUUGGGUUUGUCAGCCGAAGAAUCUGCUCCUGACUCCACACCAAAUGAAAAUCUGAACCCACAAGACAAAGCCAACAUAUCUGCAGCAGGUGGAGAAGGGGUGGCGACUCCUGAGGCUCAGACAGUGGAUCAGAAUAUACAUGACACUCAGAUUGGAAGCCCAACAUUGGGUACUGAGGCUGCAAACCAGAAGGACACGGAUGCUGCUGACCGGUCAGAUGAGAAAAGACCAGAUGAAACUCAUGAGCAAGUCACUAAUGACGAGAAGGGCUCUGUGACCACCAAAGGUGAAAAACACUCACUUUCCCAAACUGACUCGUCCAGCUGCGUUGAGACUUCAAGAAGUAAGAGAAAGAAGAGGAAGAGGCAUGGUAAAAAAAAGAAAAACAAGGAGGAUAAGAAAACGAUCCCAGUCACUCAGGGAGACUCGGCAAAGCAGGAACGAGAGGAAUUACCAACUACUGCAAUUACAGAGUCUGUAACAACCGGUGAUCAAGAGCAAAGUGUUUGUGACCCCAUUGAGUCCUGUGUUCAAGAUAAUGGAGAAACCUUGCAAGCUCGUGUGGAGUCCACACAACCCGCAGUGGAACAACCAUCAACUGAGAAAGCAGGGAAAGAGCUUUGUCACAAGGAGUCUGCCAAACAACAGGCAUCCUCCUCUGAAACAGACAGCUCAAAGAAAGACCCGGAAACUGGUGACGGCAUCAAGAAAAGAAAUGAGAAAAGGAGGAGACAACAUGAAAGGAAGAAUUCUCAAAAGCGAAGUAAAUUUGCACAGAUUUCCGAUAUGGAGGAGCAAGUGGCAAAACCUGCCGCAGACCAGGCCGACAUGGAUCCAAGGAGAGGUGGAGAAAUAAGAGCUGAGGUGUCAGAAUUACAAGUUGAAAGUAGGGACCUUGGUGCUUCUCAGGGUAAUACGAGCCAGAGAGAGGACACAACCAAGCAGAUGACCGAUAACAAUCAGUCAACCAGCUGCCGCGGGAGCAAAGGAGGCUCGGUGCAAGAAACUCACAAAGGCAGUCAAACCGAGGGUGGAACCAAAACGGAAGACAACAAGAAUGUUUCUGAAGCAAAAGCAAAGCAGGAAGACAAGAAACAAUCUAGUGAUCAGAAUCAAACAGCAACUAAUCCUUAUCCAUUGGUACCAGAUAUGAUCAUUAUUCACGUCCAUGUAAUGCUUCCAAAAAGAAUUCGCUUUAAUGAAAAUUGUGACAUCUUGUUGAUAUUAGAUGAAGGUGGAAGCAUAGAAGUUACAAACUGUUCUGUCCGAAACUAUCAGGAUUGUGGAUAUCUUAUACAAGGACACUUGUACGUAGGUCUUCAUGUCAAGGGAGCAAGUAUUCCCUAUUGGUAUGGCGUAAGGAACAGAGGUGAAUUCAUUCAAGAAUCUGCUUUACGGCAUUUACAAAUACCUUCUGAUCUAACGGAAAACGAAUGGCACCAAUAUGAUGACAUCGCACACUUUCCAGAAUCGCGAUUUUUUUCAAACUUCAGGACAUUUUGGAGCAACCCAGCAGAAAAAAUUGUUCAUAUGAAGUGUGAAGCAGGCAGAAUUAUGCUGCAGACUAUCUUUGAACUCCUCUGCGAUCUGAAUAAUGAAAGAAUCAAACAAUUUUUGACACAACUGAGGCAGUUUCAGCAUUGCUACCAGACAUCAACGCAACGCGGAUGGUAUCCAGAUGUGUCAGUAAUCAAUUUUAGUGAAACACAGGUUAAAGAAUUGAUCUGUGAGCAACUGAAGAGGUUUCUGGCUCCUCAUACUCAGGUGGAAGCUACGAAGAAAGCAAAGUCCAACGUAAUUGUGAAGAACCGGUUUAGAGAUGCAAUCUUGGCAUUUCAGAUCCGGAACAAUUGCUCUCUGCAGUUAGAUAAAAGUGUCAUAGCAAACAUCUGUCACAUGCUGCAGCUUCCUCAGAAAAGGACAGAUGACAUUCUUCAACACCUGGAAGAAGCUGGGAAGUUAUUCUCACCUUUUUCUUAUAUAUGCGUCGGACUGAUCAAUUAUUGUAUUCAAGAGGAAGUUGUGGAGUUGGUGCUGAUCAUACCUCUUCUUCACUGGUUCUUAAAACACCAUCAACCACACGAAGCUGAUUUUAUGGCGAGUAAAAGUGCUGCUUUUUGUAACAGAAUAAAAUCCCAUCCAGACAAAAGAAGCAAAUUGCUGGAGCUUGUCCAGAAAAACAAACCUCUUACGGAGACUGACCCCACGCUGGUCCAGAGCUGGCUUUCACUGAUUGUGACCGAGGACAUUCCAGAGUAUGCAAAAGGCAUGGAAAUGCCCCUGAAAAUGGUUAUAAUUGAUCUGCUACACAGACUCGAAGACUAUGAACAGAAAAUGAACUCUCCAAAUUUUAAAUCCGAUGCUCAAGACAUUCAGGCCUUUGGAAAAGUCAUCUUGUACGUUAAAGAUGUGAUGGGUCAACAACAAGAAAGAUUCAAUGCCUCUGAGAUGAAAGAAACUGACCUGAAAUUGGGCAGUAAGAUUCAUGAAAUUACCUGCCGACUGGUUAAAGGGAUAGCAUUGUUCAAAGUUCCAGAAAUUUCAUUUCAACUUGUAAUGGAUAUUGCUGAGAGAAUUCAAAUGUUCUUAACAAAGAAAUCCCCAAAUGACCUUUCUCAAGAAGAAAACCAGCUCCAUGUUAAUUUAAAAUCUGCUGUGGAAGGUGCCCAAGAUUGCCUCCGAACCUGGAUAACGAAAGUUUUGACGACUGGGAUGCUUUCCCGAAAGAAGGAAAUCAAGCUCAAUUGUGACAAGGAACUGGAGAUGUGGAGUUGCCACUUGGCUAUGGACUGUCGUGUUGAAGAAUGGACCACUCAAUGGAGAAGUGUGGCAGAAAAUAACCUCACAAAAAGAAUACAAAAGGAAAACCCUUCUGACCAGAUCGAAAUCUACUGGAAAGAGAAGGAAAAGUUAAUUGACAUAAGCACAACCCUCGCCAACUGCUUUGAGACCUGUGCACUUAAAGCUGUCCCCCAACUCUGCCAGAGCAAGAAGGAGGUGGAACUGCUUCUAAAGUUACGUCCCUGGGAAAACAAAAAAAAUCCAAAUAUUUUAUCCAAACUGAUCGAAGAGUCCUGGCAGAGGCUGACCUCGAGCACCGAUGGAGAGGUUGGGGACAUUGGGUGUGUGCUCAGUUCAGAUUCUGCCCUGCAUUGCUGCCUUCUACAAGGUGACUGCAGUAAACUCAACGUGUUGGAAGAAGCAAGACGUCUGCUCACCAGGGCUGAGGACAGUUUUCACACGCUGGUUGAAUGCCUAUACGAAGGUUCUGUGAAGCUCGCUGAUCUCAAGUUGGUACUGCAAACAAGAAAGGAAUACAUUGACUUAUUUCAAGCACAGCAAAAGAUGCCAGUAAGCCGGGACAAGUGCUUCUUUCAAGUUGACGUCGAAAGUCUUUUGACAAGGAGACAGAAAGAAUACGAAGCCCUUUUGCGUGAAAAGGAAUGCACUGGAACACUUAUAAAAAUGAUCAAUAAAAUUCACGAGAAAAUUAAAGUCACCGACACUGCGUUCUUUGAAGAAAAAUACAAGGCAAACAUUCAGGCCAUGAGACUCAAUGAGCUCGUCAGAACGAAACGCUGGACAAAGGACGAAGCUGAAAAUAAGAAGGUCGUUCAAGUGAUGCAUUUUAACCUGAGCAGUGAUAUUGCACUCAUGGCAGAUAGAAUGCAUGAACAUAAAGAGAGCAGCGUUCUCCUAAAAUUCUGGGUGGAGGCUUCUGAAAAAUCUUACCACGAUGAACUAACUUUGGAAGAUCUCCAGGAUUCGAUCUGGGAUGUUUGCUGGAACAAUUAUGAAAACCUUUGCCAUAAAAUUGCAAAGGGCACGGUAACGUUCCAGGAGGUUGACAGGAUGUUCUUGGAACUCAGUCAAUGCCCUGCUGAUAUUAAGACCGAGAUGGACAUCAUGUCCAAAGGGACCACAGAUAAAGGCUGGACAGAAAAACGAUGGAAACAAAUCAAAGAAUAUUAUGAUCUUCAUUUAGCUGCUGAAUCUGCGGAAGUCAUUCAGGACAUUGUGAAGAAGUUAGAACUACGUGGAGACUUCACAACAAUCCAGAACAUGACCAAAAUAAAUAAACCUUCCUUCAAGGAAAAAACUCUAGAUUACAUUGACAGAUCCUUACUGCAAACAAAACAGCGAUUGGUGAAAAUGAAUCCAGAGUGCAGAAAGUGCUUAGAGGAAUUCAUUCGGUGUCAAGAAUUUAUAAAAUGGGUGAAAGAAGCUUUGAUCAACUUAAAGGAAGUAAAAGUGUUUGUGGACCUGGCUUCCAUAUCAGCCGGAGAGAAUGACAUGGAAAUCGAUCGAGUCGCCUGCUUCCACGAUGCUGUGAUGGGCUAUUCCCCUUUCAUUUAUGACCUGCAACCAGAUACGGAUUUGAACCAACUAAUAGGUUGCGCGGAAAAAGUCUGGAAGGCAUUGAAGAAUGAUCAAGGCCUGACGGUUAAACUGGGAGACUCAGCCCGUUAUUUGGAAUGGCUGAAAACCCUGAAGGAGAGUCACGGAUCUGUGGAAACAUCUUCCCUCUCCCUAGCAGCUGCCAUCAACAGCAAAGGAGUUUACACAGUGGGCAACAAUGGGCGAUUGUGUGACAAAAAGGUGUCGCUUGCGAGCAUCCUUCGUUUGUCUCUAUACGACGAGAACACCAAAGAAGCUCGGGAAUACACACUGGAGGAACUGCAGGAAUUGCUGAACAAGUUGAUGCUGAUGUCCGGGAAGAGAGCGCGUGGGAAGGAGGAAGUUGCCACAUUUAUGGAGAAUUUCAGUAACGUCCAAAGACUUGGAAAAGCGUUUAUUGAAUUGUACUCCUCCGGAAACAUGCUUUAUAGAAAUUGGAAGGCAUUCGUACACUGUGAUGCAAAGAGUGAAGUAUGCAUAACAAUGGACUUCAGUGCAGAAAACAUUGGACUCCUGACUGUGGAUGGAAAUCUCUCUGAGCAGCUGGAGAUCUUGUGCAGAGCGAUGGAACUGUGCCUUGAGAACUGGUACAAGUUCAUGAAGGAGACCAGAGCGAGGUUCUACAAUCUGAAUUACUACACGGCAGAGCAGAUUGUGUAUCUGUGCACCGAGCUCGGAGCUCUCUCUGCGAGGAAGCCCUUACCUGAGCAGGUGAUGGUUAUGCUGUCCUUCGUUAAACCUGACUGCACCGUGGAGGACGUGAGAUGGGCAACGCCUCAGUCAAUGGUGCAGAAUGAAAGUUCUGAAGAGGCGGAUGAAGACGUGGAGGUGGAGGUGGUGGAGGUGGAGGUGGGUGAGGAUGAAGAGGUGGAGGAAUAUAGUGACACUGAGUUAGAAGCGUAUAAGUGUGACUCUGAUGAUGUGGACCCAUGUUUAUCAGAGUGCAGCCUUUCUCCUCAGCCAUUCCGUUUGGAUCAUUGCAAGGAGGUGACUGAGGAAAUGGAAUUCCAACAAAUGCAGCCGCCAGACACUCAAGGCGAAGAAACGUCCAACUCCCAGUCACCGGACAUGUCUUCCCGUCCAAGUGCACGUCUGCUUCACAGCCAAAAAGCAGCAGGCCUCUCUGAAAAGAUUGCCGCCAUUUGGGAGACCUUCAUGAACGAUAUGACGGUUUUCUUAGCGGGCAAUUUGGAUGUAACUAAUCUUGGCGAGCUCCUGAACGAUCUCUCGGGUUUGAAUAAAAUCUCCGUCACUCGCCAUCUUCCUCCAUCCCUGUAUCAGGGGAGACCCAACCUGGUGGUUUGUGCAGAGCCUGAGGUCUUCCGAUCAGCUCUCUGCCUUUACACACAGAGCCCAAAGCAGCCAUUGCCGACCUACGAUGAAGUCCUAGUGUGCUCAGAGAAAACCACUUACGAAGAAGCGGAACUGUUUCUGAGGAGAGCCUUGAGCAGGGGGUCUUGCGAUCAGAAAAUUUACACGCUGAUCCACGCUGAUCGCCUGACAUAUGACGCCAGCGUGAGAUUUGGGGACCUCUUUGAGGAACUAAAGCACCAGUCUAAUUGCGAGUAUCAGUUUGUGGUGAUCUGUGAUGCUAAGCGCCAGCACUGCUACAUCCCGUCGUACUUCAGCUGCUACAAAGUACAUAUAGGACUGAACGUUAAACCAGAAAACAUUCAGAUGUACCUGCAAUACCAUUUCACUGUGCCAAAAGAGCGCGACUCUGCAGCUCGGGUUUUCCACGAUAGACUUUCAGUCCGAAUUGUGUCAUCAACAAGACCUGGAGUGGGGAAGUCUCUCUAUGUUGAUCGACUUCAUGAAAAGCUGCUGGAGCGUUACCCUGGAGGCCACGAUGCUCUGAAUCGAAUCCGAUUAAUCGAACCAGUUAUUGAUGAAAACCAGCUCGUUCAAAAGCUGACCCCUCCUUCAGGACAGCCGAGAAUAUUCCACAUUGACGCAGCACCUGUGAGGAAAAGAUUGGAAGAAUUCCUUUUCAAGAUUCUUAUCCUGGGAUUCCUAAAGAACAGCGCGGGGAUGAUUUGGAAGCGUAGUGAGACUCAUCUGCACAUUGUGGAGCUCCUCAAUAGUAAUAAACACCAGCCCCAACAGGCAAACCUGGGACUUCUAGGAAUUCUACCAACCGUUCACUGUCGGACACCACGAGAGGUCCGUGUCCUUGAAUUAAGGAAGCGUCGACACGAACUCCCCAAUUCAUUGGAUCCCCUGAUGGACAGGAAAGAGUUUCACAGUGAAGCCAUCCAGAGGCCGUAUCAAUAUCUCCGCAGAUUCAGCAAGGGUUCAAACCUCGAUGAGUUCACACACCGGAAAGGCAGCAUUGAAGAAGAUCCCGUGGAAUGUCUGGUCCUGUUUUUACAGUACUGUGGGCUGAGGGACCCGUCCUGGGCAGAGCUACGGAACUUUUCCUGGUUCCUAAAUCUUCAGCUAAAAAGCUGCGAGUCGUCCAUGUUCUGCAACCCUACCUUUGUCGGAGAUACCCUUGUUGGCUUUAAGCUAUUCAUCGUGGAAUUCAUGAUCGUCAUGGCUCGAGAUUUUGCAACCCCAUCCAUGAGCAUUUCAGAUGAAAGCCUGGUCCUCUCCAACCUCUGUGAGGAUGAAGACCUGCUACCGUAUAUACUGAGGAAAAGGUGGGAGACUCAAUCUCACCCUUACAUAUUUUUCAAUGCGGACGGCUUCUCCAUGACGUUCCUUGGCUUCCACUUGAGAAAGAAUCGUGGCGGUGACUUCAACGCAGUGGAUCAUCACACCGGCGAGGUCCUGAGGGGAAAUGUCAUGAGUUCCCAGCUUCACCACGGGCUCACCCUUCAGACAAUCCAAUUCAAUGAGGAUUUCGAUGGGCUUUCUAGGGAAGUUAAAAUCAGGAAGCUCUCCCUGGUGCUGGGAGUCACAGACGCGACGGACCCAGAUACGACCUAUGAGCUGACUGCGGACAACAUGAUGAAAAUGCUUGCCAUACACAUGCGUUUCCGAUGUGGCAUCCCUGUGAUCAUCAUGGGUGAGACGGGCUGUGGGAAAACCAGGCUGAUUAAAUUCCUCUGCGAUCUGCAGAAAGGCAAGCGGGAAACGGAAAAUAUGAAGCUCGUCAAAGUCCAUGGAGGAACGACAGCACAGGCAAUAUAUGCAAAAAUUCAGGAGGCAGAGAAGAUGGCCAUUCUCAACAAGGAGCGACACAAUUUGGAAACGAUCCUGUUCUUUGACGAAGCCAACACCACGGAGGCCAUUUACGCCAUCAAAGAAGUUCUCUGCGAUAAAACCAUCCAGGGCAGAGCAAUGAAAUGCCACACGGGGUUGAAAAUAAUAGCAGCCUGUAACCCAUACAGGAAACAUUCGGAAAUAAUGAUCAAACGACUGGAAAUGGCUGGGUUGGGAUAUCGUGUUAAGGCAGAAGAGACCGACGAUAAACUGGGGAAAGUCCCUUUGAGACAGUUGGUAUACAGAGUUCAGCCGUUACCACCAAGCAUGAUUCCACUGGUAUGGGACUUUGGACAACUCAGUGACUUGGCAGAAGUAGCUUACACAAAGCAGAUUGUGCAAAGGUAUAUCCAGAAUCAUCAUCUUCCCUUCAGUUGCACUCAAGACAUAGUCAAGGUCCUUGCUGUCUCACAAAUGUUCAUGCGGCAGAAAAAGGAUGAGUGCAGUUUUGUGAGUCUACGGGAUGUAGAGCGUUGCAUGAAGGUUUUGGUGUGGUUCUAUGAGCAAAGAGAACUCCUUUUCAAUUACCCAAGCCCAAAUAUUAAUCUCUUGCAAGCUCUGAUGCUAACAGUAGGCGUGUGUUACUACCCUUCACUUGUGCACAAGGGAAAGUAUUUAGAAGCCAUUUGCCAUUAUUUCCCUGAACCUUAUAAUUCCCCCGCUGCAAUCCUGAAAGAAAUUGUAAGUUGUCAAGACCGUUUUCUGCGAGACAUAAAAAUGAGGGAAACCAUAGCUAAGAAUGAGGCCUUGAAAGAGAAUGUUUUCUUAAUGGUCAUCUGCAUUGAGCUCAGAAUCCCGCUCUUCCUCGUCGGGAAACCCGGCAGCUCCAAAUCUCUGGCAAAGACUGUUGUGUUGGACGCCAUGCAAGGGCAAGCUGCCCACUGCGAUUUAUUUAAGCACCUGAAACAAGUCCACAUGGUGUCCUUCCAGUGUAGCCCCCACUCAACCCCGGAAGGAAUCAUCAACACCUUCAAACAAUGCGCCCGUUUUCAACAGGCCAAGAACCUGCAGGAGUACGUUUCUGUGGUGGUCUUGGACGAAAUCGGCUUGGCUGAGGACUCACCACAGAUGCCCUUGAAAACCCUUCACCCGCUCUUGGAAGAUGGCUGCGUGGAUGAUGACCCGAGCCCUCAUAAGAAAGUCGGCUUCAUUGGAAUCUCCAACUGGGCCCUGGACCCUGCCAAGAUGAACCGUGGCAUUUUCGUUUCCCGAUUGGAUCCGUGCGAGAAGGAGCUCAUCGAGACGGCCAAGGGGAUUUGUUCAUCGGGCCAAGCGGUGCUACUGAAGGUUCAGGAUCUCUUCCCCAGCUUUGCUAAAUCGUACUUGGAAAUAUGCAGCAAGCAAAGCGGUCAGUUCUUUGGGCUUCGUGAUUACUACAGCCUUGUGAAAAUGGUCUUCGCCACAGCCAAGGAGUCCAAGUGCGAACCGACGGAUGAUCAACUGGCCGAAGCUGUGCUUCGCAAUUUCAGUGGCAAGGAUCAGUUCAGCGCCCUGGAUGUCUUCCUUCCCUCAAUGACCCGCUUGUCUGAGACGAGUACUCUUCAGAUGGUGAACAAGAAUAUCAGGGCGGAUGGAGACUGUCGUUACCUCCUCCUUCUUACCAAAAACUACGUUGCCCUUCAACUUGUGCAACAGCAUAUCUUUCAGGAAUUGGGAGUUACCCCUGAGAUCAUAUUUGGAUCCAGUUUCCCAAAAGAUCAGGAAUACACGCAAAUUUGCAGGAAUGUAAAUCGAGUGAAGACCUGUAUGGAGACUGGUAGCAUCGUGAUUCUUCUGAAUCUGAAGAACUUGUACGAAAGUCUUUAUGAUGCUUUGAACCAGUAUUAUGUGUAUCUUGGGGAGUAUCAGUAUGUGGAUCUGGGGCUCGGAACACACAGAGUCAAAUGUAGAGUGGACAAAAAGUUUCGGCUGAUUGUAGUUGAAGACAAGGACAUUGUCUAUGAACAGUUUCCCAUUCCCUUGAUCAACAGGCUUGAGAAGCACAGCCUAGACAUGAGCACUGUGCUUAGUCUCCAACAGAGAACGAUAGUCGAGCAAUUGGAGGCGUGGGUUAAGGAAUUUGUGGCCGUGAAGGCAAGAUUUGCAUCGGAGGCCAAACUAUCAUUAACCCCUUCAGAAGUUAUCAUUGGGUUCCACUCUGAUGCCUGUGCGAGUGUGCUACUGCAGGUUCUGGACACGGCCCAUAUGGCAAAUGAAGAGAUCUGUGAUACCAGAUCCGUGUUCAAUUCAGCAAAACACCUUCUCCUGAACUGUGUAACUCCAGAUGCUGUGGUUCGUUUGAAGUCCUCCAAGCUCGGAGAUCAUGAGGCUAAGGAACUCUGGGCAGAGUAUUUCGUUAAGCAACGUCAUAGGUCUCUGAGUGAUUACAUCCAGCAACAUCUUAAGCACACAGAGACAAGACAACGCAAGUUUGUCGAGGUAACGACCUUUUCAAGGCUGCUCACCCAGUCGGACAUCAAGGUCCUUAUUAAAGAGCUUCACGUUGACCCUGGGUGGUUUCGCCUUCUGUUCCUUCACCAGUUUGACACCGAGCAUUCGUUCUGUAAAGAAAUCAGAGAGUGCAUUUUAGGCUUUGAUAUUGGAACCCGAGUGCUGCUGAUACAAAUGGAUACUGAAGAGUCUUCUCAAAGCAUGGAGCUGAUUGCCUCUGCCAAGUACUGCGCAAUGAAUGAAAUGAAUCUGGUGCAUUCACCAAACUGCUUUGUGUAUUUUGUCACAAAACUCUCCAGAGUUUCCGGUGGAUCCAAACACAUUGGAUUUCAAGGAGGUCAAUGGUUGUCGGUCCACAUUGAUGACUUGAUGGAGUGCGAGGAGAUGGAAUCUGAUAUGUCAGCGUUCUGCAGUGUUACCAUCAGUGAGCUGUUUGCUAAGGAGUCAGGUCCGCCAGCAGAUACAGGAAUGAAUAUUGAAAACGAGACCCGCGAGGAAGAUCAGGCAACCGAAGAAAUGCCUUUGCAGGAGAAUCCGAACAUCCUUAACACGACAUUGCUGUUGCAAAGCUGCGUGCAGAGAGCAGUAGGAAUAAUUCGCGACGGGGAGGAUGGAUCCGGUCGCAGCACAGAGCGGGUCCGGAUACUCCUGGACCUCAUGAGGGAAGAUGGGGAUGAUGAAGAGUGCUUUCUAAGAAUGGUCAAACAGAGAGUGAAAGUGCAACUGCAAGAGCGUGAGGAGACGUCCCUGUACCCUAGGGAAUGGAUGUACAAUGAGGCACUGAAACUCGAUGCUCUGCAGGAAGGGGGCACUUUCAGACACACUCUGUGGAAGUGCAUUCAGAACGUGGUUGCUCCGAAUCUGGCCCAGCUGAUAUCCGUCCUAGACCGAGACUAUAACCUGAGCCUCUUGGAUGAUCCUGGAGUUAGCCACGAAAUUAAGAAGGUCUGGCUGAACAUCUUCAGUGACAUACAGAUACUGAAAGUAUCACACCAGACUGGAAACAUGGGGCCGAACACACAGGAAGUUAGAGUUGACCACAGGCUGAGGAUAGGCAACGUGGAGACCCACUGUGCUGCACCUUUUAGCUGGCUUAUCAAGGAAUACAUUGACCAGCUGUGGGUAGAAUUUCAGUUUGCAGAAGGUGCAGCUGACGGAGACAAAGCAAAAAUGCUUAGGUUCGUAGACCAAUGCAGCAAAAGUCAACUCGGGCAGUAUUUGGAAUGUCAGAGUGCAGAAGGGAAACAUGACCUUGCACAGAGAUACCUGAGGGAUUUCAUUCUCAUGACCAUCAACAUUUCAUCAUCUGCUGAACUCAAGGUUUUCAAGGUAUCGCUUAUUUCUUGCUUGAAUGAACUUCAGAACAACGGUCAUCUAACUCAAGAGCACUCACCUGCCUGGAUACACACAGCUUACAGAGUUUUCAAAAAACGUCUUCAAAGCUUGUCCAGAACAAUCAUGGUGUAUCCAGGAGUGCUGCAGGCUCUUCAACACUACAUACAGGAGACAUUGAGUCCCGACCCCCAGGAGAUGACUCUUGACAUUUGUGCAGCAUGGGCGUGUGCUGAGAGGGCUCAGGCAUUAGACAUUGUGCAGCUGGAAGACUGCAAACGCCUGAUAGAGACCAUGGAAACUCUCCAGGCAUCAGUGGAGCUCGUAUACGAUAAACACUACAUCAGAUCGUUCAGUCAGACAUGCCAGCGAAGCAUUGCUCAAGUCAGAUCGAGCUGGGACGGUGUGCUUGUGUUGGCUGUGUUUAUCGAACAUGUUGUCCUGACUGCCAAUGACAUUGACCCCAGGUUUCUAGACAUUGCCGUAAAACAUUGCUCACGUCUUCAAAAGAUCCUCAGAGCGUCUUCUGAUCUGAAAAAGAAAGAGACUGUUAAGGGAGUGAUGGGAGUACUUCAGUCCUGCAAUGAAGAGGCCAGUUACUUGGACUGCAAGUACGGCAUCAGAGAAUGUCCGAUCUGCCUUGGCGUUCCAAAGGAUCCAGCCUUACUGCCCUGUAAACACGUUGUUUGCAUCGACCAUCUUAGAAUCUGGUUGCAAAAUAGGAAGACGUGUCCGAAAUGUACGGAACCUGUGCCAAGUACCUAUCAAAUACAAGUCUCUUCCCAGCUGAAAAGUGCUUUGAAAAAGCAUGACACCUUACGUCAGAAGUGCAAUUCGUUUUUCAUGGAAGUUGUUUCCAGAUUUUGCUUCCGAGAAGAUUCCCCACCAUCUGAUGAAGUGAUCACGUUGCUGCUAUCUUUGCUGAUUGCGGUCAGAAGCUGCCCUGAAGGUGACAGUUACCAGACCAGGACUCUCACCCCAUUCUCCGAAUGUGUGGACGCUAGCCCUAAAAUACGUUCAGUGCUGCUGAAGCUUAUGUUGCAUUACAGUUUUGAGAAGGUGAAAACCUUCAUGCAAACUUACCUCUCAAACCUGGAGGAGAAGAUUUUUGAUGAGGACGAUCUGAAGGAACUCUAUAUCCUAUUCAUCAACUGCUUCGAGGACUCGAUGUAUGGAGAGUUUGAACGUUUGGAAGGACUUGGGAAUCUGAAGCUGCUGAGGUAUAAUUGCAGCUUUACCAGCAGAUUUGCCAGGCGCCAAGUUCGUAAAUAUGAAGAAAACGCUGCCGAGUUCUUACAGGACAUUGCCAGGCUGCGCUUCUGUUUCAGCCUCGCUGCUCAGCUCAUGGCUGAGAUACACAACAGGACAGACCUAACACAGGGUGUGAAGUACGAGAAAGAAAAAAGAGACCUCUUGGAGCACAUCAGAAUGAUUUGUUUGCACUGCGACAACGACUGGUACCGGGUGUAUUUAGUGCGGACACUCUACGAUCAGUAUGGAAUGGACUUCAUACAGUCUCUACUUCAGCGCGAAGACUGGAGCUGGGUGUUUCCAGACAUAAUUAUUAAACUUCAGAGGGACUUCCCUGUGCAGUUGGAUCGCUUUGUUUUGUGUGGAGAAGAUUAUCAAGAGAUACGCGAUGAAGUGGCCAAGGUGGUUUUGAAUUGUCAGAUGCAUGAUAUCUCAAACAAAAUAAAAAGCCUGAAGUCCCCCGCAAGUAACCAGCAGGUUUACUUAGCCAUGGCUUUCUUCCGUGAAGUUACCUGUGCAUUUGCAUUGACGGAUCGCACCCUACACCCUAGUCCAAAGACCGUUAGCCUUUUGCAGAAGUUUAUUGAAGACAGUAACAUCCUGGAGGCUUCCCCCUUGAAGACUCUGUGCACAGCUUUGGUGGCGAACGAACUGGGAAUGCCCGGAUCCCUUCUGAGAGUCUCGGCAACACAGCCAGCCCCACAACGCAUCCUGACUGAAAUAAUCAUUCACGCGGCUUUGGUUUUCACCUGUGGCAAAAUGGUUUUGCUGGCCCCUCUCCGCAAUAUCGCCUUCCAUUCCGAAAGGAUGAGGAACGCUUAUUUCCCUACCAUGCCCGAAGAUCUGCGUAGCGAAGCUAGACGCUGGGCAAUGAAAGAGAAGUGGUACACUUGCAGUAAUGGCCAUGAUUGUUUGGUUGGAGAGUGCGGAAGACCGAUUGAAGAAUCUACCUGCCCUGAUUGUGGUGUACGAAUAGGAGGAACACGUCAUACGCCUUUGCAAGGAUUUACUCUUCAACCAAAUCGCUCUGACGAAACUCAGAAGGGUCACAUCUUGGGCAGAGCUUCGAAGAGUGAUGAAAUCAUCGCACCUGAUCGCCAAAUGACGCCUGUUGCUUUCUUGCUACUGCGAACACUGACCCAUGUUUCAAUGAUGCUCGGGACUAUUUCUAAUAGCCAGGUUAUUACAAACAUGAUUAGGCCGCAGGUGAACAAUGUUUCGAACUUUUUGUAUCACCAUCUGGAAAACAAUUUGGAGCAGCUGCGAAAGCUCCUGGGGAAGAACAUCGAUGACACAGCUACCUGCGUCCACCUGGUACUGGACAGAUUGCUCAAUCAGCCAAAUGAACGCCCAAGUGGAUGGAGUGAAGAGCUUGGAUCAAAGAUAGAGAGGAAUGCAUGGGAAGUCCAGUUCAUCAAAGUUCUUAUUUCUCCACUGCUAAAGGAUCUAGACAAACUUUUGUCAGAUGUAGGCAAACGUAUGAGCAGUGACAGUCGAAUCGGUGGGAGUCCCAUUGUUAAAAUGCUCUACGGAGAUCCAUCGGAAAUGCUGACCUUUCCUCACGUGAAGGGUCUGAACUGUUCUUCUGCCUGGAUGUGCCAGGGUCAGAUAUCCGUGGAGAAGUUCACUCACAUUGUAGAGCAGAAGGAUGGAAAGAAACGGACUCCUAUCCUGUGGCAAUUUCUUCAAAAGGAAAGACACAUACAGAUGCUUAGCAAUCUUCCUGAUCUUCUCAGACUCCAGUAUGAAUUGAUAAGGACUUUUCAAAGUGCCCCAGACACAAGACCAAAGACCAUUGGCCAGUUUCUGCAGCAAAUGCCUCCAGGUCAAAGACAUAAUUUUGAGAGGAAGGUAAAGACUUUCAUUGACGUAUGGAACCAGCUGAGUUCAUUGCUGGCAAAACAGAAUGGAAAAAUUCCCAGAGAAUUCAUUGACAAGGAUCUAACUUUCCAAAGCCCGAUUGAAGUUCUUUUGCCACAGCAACAGGGUCCCGGUCUCUGUGCCACUGAACUUAGCAAGUUCCUCGUUGGGAUUCAGAAUGAUCUUCUUGGGGCCGUCAAUCAUCCUCAAAAAUAUUCCAUCAACCCAGAAGAGGUAUCAGAUGCACAUUUAAUCCUCUGUGAUUCUGAAAGAGACUUCAUUCCGUUAGUUUUAUCAAACUGCCAAUACACGCUAGAAAAAGGGCAGGAGACUUCAUCAGAGUAUGACAUUCUGAAUGUUGAAAGACAGCUUAUACGACAAUUCCUGAAAGGGAAACCAACCAUAACUGACUCCAAAGUUCCUAAAUUCGUAGCGCGGCACGAAAGAGAUUACUCAAACAUCUUUAAGGAACUCAAAGCAAAGAUUCCACAGGAAUCCUUGCCACUCUCGGUCUGUGCUGCAGUCACAGCUGUCCUCAAAUCCUAUAGUGACAGCUGUGAUGCCCUGGAAAUCAUCGAGAUCACUGUUGGAUUCCUAGCUACUGCAGGAGGAGCUCCAGAUAACCUUCUUCUCACUUACCUGAAAGAUACUUUAUACAUGGCUCAACGGGCAAUUGCUUGCGUUAGCAAGGCCUUUGAAGGGUGUAGACUGAAGCACACUGUGUCCCUUUGGCAGCUGCUGUCAUCUUGGAAAUCAGAGUCCAUGCUAGGAACAAACAAGGACCCAUUUGAGAGGAUUCCGAAGGAAUACAAAGAGCAUUUACUCAGUAAUGAAGAGGUGGAGUUGAGGACAUUCUUUGCCAAUACUGACAUCAAUACAUUUCUCUGGGAACUGCAUGAAAUCCUGGUCUUAAAGAUUGGUCAACCCAAUCUAGAGAACAAAUUUCGACCAGACUGGAGCCUGCGAGACACUCUUUCUGUUUACCUGGAAUCGAAGGGUUCUGAUAUCCCUCCCAGGCUAGAGGACGAAUUUCCUGAGCACCUCCUUCUAGAAAAGAGCAUCCAAAUUUGGAAGCUGGCAGCAAACUUCAAGAGGAAAAAUCGAUAGCUUAACUCUCAGAGAACCUCUUGACCACCCACUGCUUUCAAGAUCACAAGAGGGGCUUGAAUGAAGAAGGACAAUUUGAUCUUACCUUUUCUCAAUAUCCACCCCACCUUCCUCCCAUCACAGCAUCAAGCUAUUUCGCAAAUGAGUCCAGUGGCUUCAAUCAUCCUUCUGUUAACCUGUUCUGUUUGUUACUUACUUUCCAGGUAAAGAAAUACUUCCUGGUGUCUGAUCUGAAAUUGCCCCUUGCAACCAUAAUAAUGUGGUGAUGCGUUUGAACAGUAAGGAAGUCCUUACUUUAAUCAUGAAUCAAUUAGGUAUUGUAACAUUGAGGAUUCUGAUGUUUUAUAUGACUGAAAAGGUUAUGCAUUGGGUUAUAACAAUGACUCAACACAGUUAGAAUAUUACAACAACCAUUUGAUUUAUUUUUCAUUCUGCUGUAUCCUGGGCAAUCACUUGAAUGUUUGGGGUGGGGAAAGGGCGUAGGAACUUUUGAGCUUUUAAAAUCCGAAGGCACGUUCCCUGCAAGUCACAUGUCUGUACACUUACUGCCUUUCAACGGUUCAGUGAUAUGAACAGGUUUCAAUCUGUGUGCAGUUCAUCAAAAAAAGAACACAGUACUUUGACUGUGGGGAAUACAUGCCUCUUUGCUGCUGUUUUUUUAUAUACUUAAACACUCUUACUACUCACAUUCCAUUUCAAAAGAAAAUAAUUUUGCGUCCCUCCCCCUGGGUUCAUUUUUUGUCUUUUAAAAAAUGUUUUAAUUAAAUAUGUCGACCUCUGCAGAAAAACCCUCUUGCCGUUUUUCCUGAUAAUUUCGAAAAUAUUUAUCGUUUCGUAAUUUCUUAGUCCGUUUCUGGUCCCCGCGCGAUUCUGUUUAACAAAAGAAAUACUCAUAAGAUUUUGACUAGCGGUCGGAAUUCAGGCCCAGUCCUUGCCAACCGCUCUGAACAAACUCACGGGCUGAAUGCGUCCUGUCACAAUGGAGCCUAUUGGCGUUAUUUUACCUGUAGUUUUGUGGGAAGCAAAUAAGAAAGAAACAAAAGCGGUUUUGGUGAAUGUAUCAAUAAAGAGCGACAAAAGAUCAAA
Molecule: messenger RNA, 17238 nt
Organism: Callorhinchus milii (elephant shark)
Lineage: Eukaryota; Metazoa; Chordata; Chondrichthyes; Chimaeriformes; Callorhinchidae
Product: E3 ubiquitin-protein ligase rnf213-alpha
Biological process (GO): sprouting angiogenesis; ubiquitin-dependent protein catabolic process; negative regulation of non-canonical Wnt signaling pathway
Cellular component (GO): nucleolus; cytosol; membrane
Molecular function (GO): metal ion binding; ubiquitin-protein transferase activity; ATP hydrolysis activity
Source: RefSeq, a predicted model, not a curated record